Molecule: messenger RNA, 1867 nt
Organism: Eurypyga helias (sunbittern)
Lineage: Eukaryota; Metazoa; Chordata; Aves; Eurypygiformes; Eurypygidae
Gene: SASS6
Product: spindle assembly 6 homolog (C. elegans)
Biological process (GO): centriole replication
Cellular component (GO): centrosome; centriole
Source: RefSeq, a predicted model, not a curated record
GAGGUUGAACAUCCGAGUGAACAUCGAGCUGCUGCAGGUUUCUAAUCCUGUUCACAGAAAGGAUUUGGCUGUUCGAUUGACUGAUGAUAGCGAUCCCUUUUUCCUGUAUAACCUUGUCCUGUCUGAGGAGGAUUUCCAAAGUUUGAAGUCCCAGCAGGGUCUCUUGGUGGACUUCUCUGCUUUCCCGCAGAAGUUUAUCGAUCUGCUUCAGCAGUGCAUUCAGGAGCAGGACAAGGAUCUCCCGAGGUUUCUGCUGCAGCUGGUUUCUCCAGCCUCCGUCCUGGAUCACACGCCUGUCUCUCUAAAUGUGGUGGAGACCAACCCUUUUAAACACCUGACCCAUCUCUCCCUGAAGUUCCUACCAGGGAACGACGCAGCGAUAAAGAAGUUUCUAGCCAGCUGUUUGAAAGGCCUUAAGGAAGACAAAGCGAUGCUGGAAGAAAAGCUUAUAAAAACCGAGGAGGAUCUGACCAGGCGGCUGAGCUGUGCUCAACAGAGCUUGUCAGAGAAGAGCCGAGAACUAGAGAAGCUGAGAAACGAAUGGACGUCACGCGCUGCGGCUCUAACGAGCACGCACACGCAGGAGCUGGCGAGUGAAAAGGAAAGAGCUCUCCAGGCACAAGCUCAGUACCAGCAACAGCAGGAGCAGCAGAAAAAGGAGCUGGAAAACCUGCACCAGAAGAGCAUUCAGCUGUUGCAGAACAGGCUCUCGGAACUGGAGGCCAUCAACAAAGAUCUGACGGAGAGGAGAUACAAAGGAGACGCCACAGUCAGGGAGCUGAAAGCAAAGCUUUCGGGACUGGAGGAGGAAUGUCAGAGGGCGAAGCAGGAGGUUCUGUCGCUGCGGCGGGAGAACGCUACCCUGGAUGCCGAGUGUCACGAAAAAGAGAAACUCCUGAACCAGCUGCAGAUGCGGGUUGCUGUCCUGGAGCAGGAAAUCAGGGACAAAGACCAGCUCGUCAGCAGAACCAAAGAAGUGUUGGAGGCAACACAGGAACAAAAGGCGAUACUGGAAGAGAGCACAGAGAGAACCCAGAGCCACACUGACAAACUAGAGACAACAAUCAAGUCGCUGUCGGCUGAACUUCUUAAGGCUAAUGAGAUCAUUAAGAAGUUGCAAGGAGACUUGAAAACUCUGAUGAGUAAAUUAAAAUUAAAAAACACAGUAACAAUUCAUCUGGCAGAAAAAGAAGAGAGACUUCAGAAAGAGCAGCGGGAAUUGCAGGAGACAGGACAAGCUCUUCGCGUGAAGGAGCAGGAGGUUUGCAAGCUGCAGGAACAGCUGGAGGUGACGGCACAGAAACUAGAAGAGAGUAGGCAGUUACUGAAAACCAACGAGAACGUGAUCACGUGGCUGAACAAACAGCUCAACGAAACGCAGAUGGCAAAGCUGCCGGAGGCUUCGGCGGGCACCCGCGCUGGGGUUAGGGCUGCCGGCUUGCCACACGGCACGCCUGACCGACCGUGCUUUCCUGGCUCCGGAAUCAGUCAUCCCCUUUCUCCUCUGUAUGCCUUCCAGAACUUUGCGGAGCCAGCCCACAACAAGAACGUCCAUCUGCAGUGCGCGGUACCAAAGGCAGGCACCUGUCAGUUCAGUUUGGGUAACAGUGCGCUGGCUUCAUGUGCCAAAGCACAAGGGGCUGCUGCCACUGGUCACCCGGCAAACAAGGAGAAUGGUGAUAACCUGGGGCUGGACCCGAAGUAUUUCAAGAAGAAAGAUGAGAGCAUUCCCCUGCGAGGGCUGAGUCAAAACACACUUGGCGCCGAGCACCCAAGACUGCACUUCCCGGCAAAAGCCCAGCCAUCCCUGAAGGCCGGUGCGCGGCUUCUGAACCAGCACAAGCUUAAAGACCCGCUGACGGCCUGA